This is a messenger RNA of Penicillium oxalicum, 864 nucleotides long. Its product is annotated as putative RNA annealing protein Yra1. Gene Ontology annotation, biological process: mRNA export from nucleus. Gene Ontology annotation, molecular function: mRNA binding. The transcript is spliced from 6 exons. Gene Ontology annotation, cellular component: nucleus. The coding region runs from base 1 to 864 and encodes 287 amino acids. The record is from RefSeq and is a predicted model, not a curated record. NCBI's taxonomy places the organism in Eukaryota, Fungi, Ascomycota, Eurotiomycetes, Eurotiales, Aspergillaceae.
AUGUCUGCCAAUCUUGACAAGUCUCUGGACGACCUCGUCGGCAGCCGCCGUCAGACUGCUCGUCGCCGUGGCGCCGGCCGUCGCGCCGCCGCGAAGCCAUCGGUCGGCGGUGUCAAGAAGGCCUCCAAGACUACCAAGGCUACGGCCAAGGUCGUGCACCCCACGCCCACCGCGCCUGCCGCUUCUAGCAAGAUCAUCGUCAGCGGACUGCCUUCCGAUGUGUCUGAGGCCAAUAUCAAGGAAUAUUUCGCCAAGUCUGCAGGUCCUGUGAAAAAGGUGAUGCUCACCUACAACCAGAACGGCACCAGCCGUGGUAUUGCUUCGAUCAUUUUCAGCAAGGCCGAUACUGCCACCAAGGCCGCCAAGGAGCUCAAUGGACUCCACGUCGACGGCCGCCCCAUGAAGAUCGAGGUUGUUUUCGACGCUUCCUACGCCCCUCCCGUGGCCGCUCCCAAAUCUCUUGCCGAUCGCGUUGCUCACAAACCUCAGCCCAAGCCUGCCACCGCCCCCAAGCCCGCUGGUAACAAGCCUAAGGCCCGCGGCACCCGUGGCUCCGGCCGCGGUGCUCGUGGUCGUAACCCCGGCCGCGGCAAACCCAAGACCGUUGAAGAGCUUGAUGCCGAGAUGGUCGACUACUUCAACAAUGAGAGCACAGCUGCCGAGGGAAGUGCCCCCGUCAACGGUGCUGCUGCCCCCGCCCCUGCCGCUUCUGGCGAGGACACUGGCAUGGCUGAGAUCUCCCCCAGUCAUACUGACCGCGUCCUAGUAAAUGCCAUGCCGCUUGGGCCGACAACUUCCGUGCUCUUUCGCCUUCGCCCGCGGGCUGUCGGCGAGGUUUCCAUCUUGAUCUCGGGGGAAGCUUGA